UAUAAUUAACUGGCAGAGGCUGUGCGCAUUUUCACAGAGGACUGAUGCUGAGCCUGUGUUCCCCACAGACUAUCAGGGAUGAAGUCCAUGUGCUAGGCCCUCAGGGAUAUUUUUGCUGCUGAGAAGGUUAAAGAGGAUCUUCCCUCGCUGAUCCUCCUAUCCUAUGCACCUCAGAACAUGACCACACAGGUACUCUCUGUCAGUGAUGAUGACACAAAGACGUUGCUGUCAUGGUCGUCUCAAUACUUGGAUGUGACAAAAAACAAGCUUGCAACAGUAGAUGAUGAGAGCACGAAUAUUUCUCCCAACGCCUCAUCACAGCCGCUCCCACUGUUGUCAGUGAGGCUGCAGGACUGCAGACACAAACUGGGACCAGAUGGAGUCUGUAUUGUACUCAAGGAGGACAUACAAGCAGAAGAUGGGAUUAUUCAAGAGGAUGGGGACAGCAAUGUCCCUGAUGAUGACAGCUGUGAGUCCUUGUCUGAUAAUGCACGGGAUGCAAUGGCACAAGAGAAAAGUGAAAAUGCAAACCAGAAAAUGCGUGUUGGAAAGUUGGAGACUCAGAAAGGUCCCACAGAGUCCGACAGGCACGGUCGUAAUAAGGAGAAGAUUCCUCUGAAGAAACUCCACAAGUGCAACGACUGCGGGAAGGUUUUGAGGUGCGCGGCCAAUCUACGCGACCACUGCCGAAUCCACACCGGAGAGAAACCCUACAGCUGUGCCAGGUGUGGGAGAACAUUCGCCCUGCCCAGUUACCUCCGGGCCCACCUCCGAAGGCACGACGGCGCUAAAUCCAAACUUAACUCGCACUCGGCUAAAGAAGAAGUACAAGGACGGGAUCAGAGGAAGCCCACGGUGACCACGCACAUGUGCGACGAGUGUGGCAAGAGGUUUUCCUCAUCGUCAAACUUACGCACACAUCAGAGAAUCCACAGGGGAGAGAGGUGGUUCACUUGUGCACUCUGUGAGAGGAAAUUUCUCCAGUUGGGAAACCUCAAAGCGCACCAAAUGUGGCACGCUCAAGAGAGGCCACACCAGUGUCCUCAUUGCCCAAUGUCCUUUAUAGCGAUGUCAAAACUCAGGGUACAUAUCAGGAUGCACACAGGGGAAAAGCCAUUUGCCUGCAGCUAUUGCUCAAAGACUUUUUCUAACUCAAGCUCCCUCAAGUCUCACGUGACUAUUCACACGGGGGAAAUGCCUUACCAGUGUUCAAUCUGUGAGAGGAGGUUUAGAUCCUAUCCCAACUUGAGAAUUCAUGAGCGAUCCCAUACUGGAGAAAAGCUGUAUCUCUGUUACAUCUGUGGUGUUGCAUUCAGGACAUCUACACAGCUCAAAGAGCACCAGCAGACGCACACGGGAGAGAGACCACACCAGUGCUCCGAGUGCGGUAAAAGUUUCGCCCGGCUGUUGACUCUCAAAAGACACCAGCUCUGUCACUCCAGGGAGCGGCCCCACCUGUGUGCCAUCUGCGGGAAGACGUACACUCGCGUGGAAACACUCAGGACGCACCAGAGGGUCCACACCGGAGAGAAACCUUACAGCUGCUCCAUCUGUGGGGAGAGUUUUGGCUACCUUAAGAGUCUACAUGGCCAUCAGAAACGAGAGCACAGCAUGGGGUAGGGGUGUAGUCGGAGUCAAAUUUGACUCGGAUUCUGCCGGAACAGGAUCCAGGACCUCCCUGUACUCAGAUAAUCUCAUGUCUUAUUGGCUGACAGGCCUGCUACCUCACCCAGUUUGUCAAUGUAAAAGAGGAAAUAAGUUAAUGGCCUGUAAUAGGCAUAGUAUUGUAUUGGUAACGGACAUGAGGCAGAAGUACAAACUUCCUCUCAGUCACAAGACAGUGUCUGACUCAUGAUCUUAUAGAUUUUAAAUAGUAGGAUGUUGGACUCAACUGCCCAUGCAUUCGUUAUUGAUCGUCUACAUUACAUGUAUUCAGUUAACAGACACCUGAAGUGACUUACACAUGUCAUCUAUAUUAAAAGGGAUUACAUUGUCCCUGGAGCAACUUGGGGUUAAGUGCCUUGCUCAACGGCACAACGGUGGAAGCCGGGAAUUUAACCCACAACUUUCAGGCUACUGCACGGUAACGCAGCUCCUUAACCACUGCUACCGCUCAUGUUCAUAUUGCGAGGGAAGGGAAAUGUAAAUACAUGUUAUCAAUGACCAGGUUAAGCCUUAAAAUCAUUAUUUGAAGAGUUCAGAUGCAAAACCCUCUAAAUCUGUCUGACCACUUUUCUUU
This is a messenger RNA of Alosa alosa (allis shad), 2239 nucleotides long. Its product is annotated as zinc finger protein 501-like. Gene Ontology annotation, cellular component: nucleus. The transcript has 3 exons. Gene Ontology annotation, biological process: regulation of transcription by RNA polymerase II. The coding region runs from base 178 to 1620 and encodes 480 amino acids. NCBI's taxonomy places the organism in Eukaryota, Metazoa, Chordata, Actinopteri, Clupeiformes, Clupeidae. The record is from RefSeq and is a predicted model, not a curated record. Gene Ontology annotation, molecular function: DNA-binding transcription factor activity, RNA polymerase II-specific; RNA polymerase II transcription regulatory region sequence-specific DNA binding.